Messenger RNA from Suillus clintonianus, 2502 nucleotides. RefSeq lists its product as uncharacterized. The record is from RefSeq and is a predicted model, not a curated record. The transcript has 6 exons. NCBI's taxonomy places the organism in Eukaryota, Fungi, Basidiomycota, Agaricomycetes, Boletales, Suillaceae. Bases 1 to 2502 code for a protein of 833 amino acids.
AUGUCUCAGCCUGCCAGCGCAGUUCCGAAACGCAUGACAACUCGAGCUAAAAAUGCUACUCAGCAUCCAGGACAUAUUCUGACUGGGGGUGAAGGCCACGCAAAGAGACGUACCAAAGCUCAAAAGUCCGCUGACGACCAGCUUGAAAAAGAAGCAAAGGAGGCAAGUGAAACAGCUGUGCAAGAAAAGCAUAAGCGCGUUGCCACAUUUCAGAAACAGAUGGAGACCGACCAAGCUGCAAUGCGUGCUGAUGCACCCAAGCCAAGUCAUCCUCGUCCACGCCCAGUAAAGAAGGGCGUGAAAGCCUCAGACACCUCCAACAUGACUACGGCGGGUGGUCAGGAAGGUGCAGGCAUUGUCGCCGAUAAGGAUGUUGGUGCCGAUAAGGCUGUUGGUGCCAAAGUCAAGGGCGGCAGGGCUAAAGGUAAAAUGACAGCUGGUGCUGACAUCGGGAAUCCUGGGAGUGAACAGGAGUUGGAGGCGCAAGUGCCAGGGACACGCAAAACGAAGGGGAGGAAAGUAAUCCCAGUGAAGACGCCAGUGAGAAAUGCGAUUGAAGCAGCAGGCCUUAUCGAUGAAUCAACAGAGGCACGUGAUCAUGAUAACCAAGUGUCUGAUGUCUCUAUACCGGCUCCUAAAAAAUUCCAACUUGCUGGGCGUAUCCCGGACUGGCAAUCGAACAUUCCCGCUGGCGGUUCAAAGCCGUCCUCCAAGGCCAGACAUUCUGCAGCGUCUUCCAUCCAGGAGUCCGCUAUCUCUAGUUCUGCUCCCUCCUCUAAGCUCACCAGGGGAACCACUAUCAGUAGCAGCAGUGCCCCGCUCACGUCAAUCAGUAGCAAUUUUGAUGCUGGGGCUGACAAAUUGACAGGUCUUGCUAUUUCUACCCCGUUUGAUGACGAUGAUUUAGACGAAUCAAUGGAGCGCUCUCAAGCUCUUUGUCGAAUGUCAAAAUUGAGGGCUACUCAGGGCGUCAAGAUUUCUCCCAAUGUCCCUGGCGCUGCAGUGCCCACAAACUUAGCCCCCCACAAUGCCCAUCUGGCACCCAAGCAGCUCGCCGCGAUCGAACCUGACGUCGUCUAUGAUGAUACCUUCACGACCCCGAACAAUGAUUUUGAAAUGGACGCCGAGGCACCUGCACAGGCUCCCCUACCUGCCCUGGUUUUUUAUAAAUCCGACUCGGAUUCAGAAUCUGAUCUCGAACCACCCCCUUCUGCACAGGUUCCCAAAGGGUAUUAUGACGUUGACCCCCGGCCUCUCGCCCAAGCCCACACAUCCCACCCUACCAUUCCAGCAACACGUGUAAAGCGGAAAUUCGCAGAUGUCGAGGAUGCAGAUAUCGAGGACGCGGAUAUCGAGGACGACCUGCUCGAGGACGACCUGAUCGAGGACGACCUGAUGGAGGACGACCUGAUGGAGGACGACCUGAUUGAGGACGACCUGAUGAUUGAGGACGACCUUAUGAUCGGCGAGGACGACCCUAUGAUUGAGGACGACUCCUCAUCUGAAAUUGAGAUCGUUGAUCACCACAAGAAGACUGUGGUCAAGACCGAACCCAAACCUGUGUCCUUGCGGGUAACAUCUGGGGUAACUGGUGUCGGUGUCAAUCACAAAGCCCCCGUCGCAAAGAGGCCAAAGCCCUCCGGUAAAAACACUCAGAGCGUUUCCCGUAUCGCAACCGCCGAAACACCUGAUCCCGCGAACCCUGACGAGGUUAUAGUGGAGAUCCUCCCCCGCUCUCAUUACAGGAUCACAAACCUUCCUGGAGGUCAUCGGGCAACAACUAGGUGGAGUAGCGUGUUUAUACCUACUCUCAUCCUCACCAUCGGAGAUCGGGACGAGGUCUGGUCUAUUCCUGAGAUGACCCUCCGCGAUAUUCUGCAGGACAUUUGGAACGUGGUUUACGGGGAUAUUACACAUACAGUCACUACAACCGGACCUGUCAUUGCCAUAGCUCUCCAACGGCUGUCCGACUGGCGCCAUAACAUCGGUCAUUCCGCUGUCUCGGUACUUGCGAGUUUUAUGUUGUCGCAGGAUGAUGUCGAGACCGAUCGAGACCGCGAAGACUUCGCAAAUAGCUUACUCUUCAAGUUGGGAUUCCUGUAUGGUCACAUUACAGAGGAUGGAAAAUUCCAAAAACCUUUUCAGUCCGAUCUCAUUCUCGAGUUGGAACGUGCCCUCAAAAUUAUCGGGCAUCACCCCACGCUCGGCGUCAACAGUAAAGGGAAGGCUGUUAAGGUUCCCCACACUCUCAACAAAGCCACGGGCAAGGAUAGCGGUUCUCGGAGUGCCUUUUCGGUCACCAACUUCGGUUCAGCAACCAGGAACUAUAUGAAGUCUAUCAACCGCCUCGAAGAGUCAAUCGUCCAAGAACUCUGGGGACGCGCGAAGGCACUCGCUGCCACGAGGGGGCGUAAUGCGCCGGUCGUUUUGGACGACGACUCCAAUGACGAGCGUGCGCUCAUCUUCUGGUGGGUAUCGUUCUUUUUCUUUUUGAGCUUCUAG